This is a messenger RNA of Funneliformis geosporum, 657 nucleotides long. NCBI's taxonomy places the organism in Eukaryota, Fungi, Glomeromycota, Glomeromycetes, Glomerales, Glomeraceae. The record is from the annotation of a GenBank genome assembly.
AUGAAUGAAAUCGUAAAGCAAAUAAAGUCCAAAUUAAAUUUAAGUAAUCAAAUAGAUGAAGAAAAUCUUAUUAACUCAAAUGAAAACAGUAUAAGAGAAAGCGAAAUAGAUAUAAAAGACGACUUUGGUUUCAAAUGCAAAUGCGAGGGUGAUUGGUGUGAUUGUGAUACAAUUCAAUUUUUAAAAGAAAGUAAAGCAAUUGGAUUUUAUAAGAAAUUAGAAGAUGGAAACAUACUGCUAUCAGGAGCCGGCCAUUUUGGACCGAAAAUAACUGAUAUAGGACUUUCACAGCUGAUUAAUGAUUCUAGUUCUUCUACUUCCACAAAUGUAUUUGGAGUCCUUCCUUAUAUAGCGUCGGAAUUAUUGGAUAAAAAACCAUUCUCUUUUGCAAGUGAUGUUUAUAGUUUUGGUAUCAUCAUGGUAGAGGUAUCAACUGGAAAACUUCCAUAUGGAGAUGUACCACAUGAUGAAAGGCUUGCCUUGGCCAUUUGCAAUGGUUUAAGACCUAGAGUUACCAAAGGAACGCCGAAAAGUUUUAUUGAUUUGGUUGAUAAAUGUCUUGAUGCUGAUCCAGAAAAAAGACCUUCUACCCAAGAUUUAAGUAAAGUGAUUAAUGUUCCUGAAUCGCAAUUAACGGAUUUGCUUAUUUCUAUUUAA